Rotaria sp. Silwood2 is the source of this 1125-nucleotide messenger RNA. The record is from the annotation of a GenBank genome assembly. NCBI's taxonomy places the organism in Eukaryota, Metazoa, Rotifera, Eurotatoria, Philodinida, Philodinidae.
AUGACGAAUAGAGAGAUACAAUCAAGUGAUAUUACAAUAGAACCAACUAAUGUUAAUAUAGAAUUACAAAACAGUAGUAGAAAUGUUGAUAAAUUAUUAGAUAAAAAUAUAGAAAAAACACAAAAUUCAAGAGAAUCAUUUGCAAAUUUUUUGUAUAAUUCAAGACGAAAAACAGUACUUGGUCGUAGUGCUCGUAAUUGGGGUAAUUCAAAAGAUAAAUAUAACAAUCAUAAUAAUAUAUCUAUUUAUAUUUUAGUUAAAUUAUCGAUUUUUUAUACAAUACUCUAUUUCUUUUUGGGUUGUUUUUUUGUUGCUUUAACUUAUGUUUUUGCUGCUAUACUUGAUCGUACUCAACCAAGAUAUUAUAAUACAGAAAGUACAAUGGCUGUACGAAGUACAGCUGCUGUUGUUGGAUUGGGCUUUCGACCUCAACCAGUUAUUUAUGAAAGCCUAAUUCGAAUAACAAAUAAUUCAACACAACAAAAACUUAUUGCUUCAUCUCUACAAUUAUUUCGAAAUGUUUUUCUUCUACAAAGUUCUGAUGCUAAAACCGAAGAAUGUUCAGAAGAAACACCAGCAUCUAAUUUACCAUCUGGUACAGCUUGUUCAUUUAAUUGGUUUCAUAUUGUUAGUAGUGACGAUCAUCCAUGCUCGGAUAAUAAAUUGUAUGGUUUUAGUUAUGAACAGCCAUGCAUUCUUAUUAAACUUAAUAAAGUUUAUGGAUGGAAACCUAUAAAAGGCAUUUUGCCAUUACAUAUUCAAGAGCUUCGAGGUGUUUUUAGUAAUAAAAGUAUAUCAAAUUCUGAUGUAUAUAUUACAUGUGCAGGAGCGUAUCCUGCUGAUAAUGAUGUACUCACAGAUGCAAUUUAUUAUUCAUUGACUUAUCCAUUUGGUUCAUCAAAAUUUGGUGUUAUUCCAAAUUAUUUCUUUCCAUUUCGAAAUGCAAAAGAUCAUGUUCAACCAUUUGUUCUAGUUCAAUUUAAUAUGUUACCAUUAAAUCGUCUUGUAAGUGUUACAUGUCAUGCAUGGGCACCAGGUAUUGAACAUAAUACAAGACGUAUGCGUGGUAUGGUUAGUUUUCAAUUAUAUCGUACACAUACAGCUAAAAAAAUCCAACGAAAAUAA